UAAUGUACUUAUACUUUUAUGUUAUAGCAUAAAAAACUAUAUAUAUAUAUAUAAUAUGGCUUGUCCAACGAUAUUGCCAAAAGCAAAACAUACUGCUACUGUUAUUUUUCUACAUGGUCUUGGUGAUACGGGGCAUGGUUGGUUAGCAGGUUUUGAGGAUAUUGCAUUGCCAUAUGUGAAAUAUAUGUGUCCUAAUGCACCUGUACAAGCAGUCACCUUAAAUGCUGGGAUGAAAAUGCCUUCUUGGUUUGAUAUAAAAUCAUUAAGUUUUGAUGGUAAAGAAGAUGAUGAAGGAUUAGAGAAAUCAGCAAACUCAAUAAAGAAACUUAUUCAAGAAGAGGGGAAAAUUGGUAUCCCUGCAAAUAGAAUAGUUAUUGGUGGCUUUAGUCAGGGUGGCUCAACAGCCUUACAUACUUUUAUAACAAGUGAAGAAAAACUAGCUGGCUGUAUUGGAUUAAGUUCUUUUAUGUCUCAACACCAAAAAUUCCCAGCGAACCGUAAAGAAGCAAACAAAGACACACCCAUACUCAUCGGACACGGUGAUGUAGAUCCAAUUGUGAAAUAUCAAUUUGGUAUGAUGACUAGCACCGUUCUCAAGCAAUACUAUACUGAUGUAACCUUCAAUACAUACAAAAAUAUGGUGCAUAGUUCAAGUCCAAAGGAAAUGAAUGACGUGGCAGAGUUCUUAGAGAAAGUGUUACCAAAUUCUUCGUGAUCUCGCACCGUAUUUAACAACACUGGAUGAUUUAUUAAAAAAAUAAAGUGACGAUGCUAAUCCAUUUACUGUUAAUGUUAUGAUGACUUGCAAAGAUAGAUACGUUGCAUAACAUUACUUUCUUUAAUACCAUUCAAUUUAUAAGUUCAACCCAAAAAAUGUUUCAUAAAAACAGGAAAAAGAGGUGAUCAAUAAGGCACAGCUUUGUUUUUUGUGAUUGCA
Messenger RNA from Hydractinia symbiolongicarpus, 937 nucleotides. RefSeq names its product acyl-protein thioesterase 1-like. The transcript has 10 exons. Bases 56 to 715 code for a protein of 219 amino acids. Lineage: Eukaryota; Metazoa; Cnidaria; Hydrozoa; Anthoathecata; Hydractiniidae. Gene Ontology annotation, molecular function: palmitoyl-(protein) hydrolase activity; carboxylic ester hydrolase activity. The record is from RefSeq and is a predicted model, not a curated record. Gene Ontology annotation, cellular component: cytoplasm. Gene Ontology annotation, biological process: protein depalmitoylation.